Molecule: messenger RNA, 240 nt
Organism: Dentiscutata heterogama
Lineage: Eukaryota; Fungi; Glomeromycota; Glomeromycetes; Diversisporales; Gigasporaceae
Source: the annotation of a GenBank genome assembly
AUGCAAUAUUCUCCUGUUGAUCAAUGUCAAAGUCAUGCUGCAUUAAUUGAGUAUAUACAAAGUUUUGGUGCUUCAUAUGGCUAUGGCAUCUCUAUCACAAAAUCAAAGCCAAAUAAAACUUUAUCCAUUCAAGAUCCAUCUUAUAAUCAUAAACUAUCAAAGAAUAUAUCUUAUUACCAAUUUUUAAGAAAACUAGAUGAGCAAGCACAAAAUCAAUAUAGUGAAAUGACAAAAGCUGGA